CACAGCAGUCACUUUGCCGGCACGGAAGAGAGUUGACUUACACAGCAUCUCCCGAUAUUUUUGGUGACAUAACCAGUUAAUUGAGUUUAUUACAUAAGUUUCCCCAACAAGAAUCAGCAAUGAGCAUCUUGAGAACACUCGUGGCGAUGGUGGCCAUGGAAAGUGUGGGUCUCGCGCUGCUGUGGGUGACGGUGGCAGUGCUGCAUAUAUCCGCACUUAUCGUAGGGUUCCUGGACCUCGAUGCCAUGUUACGUUUUGUUAUUGCGUUUACCAGUUAUCUGGUCAUCACGCACCUCUUGCUUAACGGAUGGCUCGUGCGCAUAUACUGGGAUAAAAUAAGCCGGUCAAAGGCAGUAUUACUUUAUGUCACAUUCACCAUUCCUCUUUACUUGUUGUUGCUCCGCGUCCGGCAUGCUGUAGCCGCCUUACGUGAGAGGGACCAGGUCGUGGCUCGGCGGGAGGCUCUGAAAGCCAGGUACACCGUCUCUAGCGAAAACAGUACUGUCGUGGAAUCCCCAUCUUUCAGUGCGACAGUGCAACGCACGAGCUGCGUUCCUCUCAGCGCUAAAACGUCGACGAAUAGCUCUCAAGGCGACAGUGAAGUCUCGCUUAGGUCGUGGGUCGUCACAGAAACAAACGUGGAUGCCGGCAGCAAGUUGAUCAAGAUGAGCUCCGACGACGUAGGGGUGAGGGAGCCGAAGAGCUUUUCGCAUCUUUUCAUGAGUGAUUUAUCCGAGCUCGUCGCCGGCAGGAAGACGCUCUCAUUCCACUUCGUCUUGAAUGUGAAUAACGACCUCAUCCACGUCUCGAAGACCAGCAUCCUGCCCAACGGACUGCCAGACCGGAUUCGCAGUACAAGUCCUCUCACAAUUUGCAAUGAUACCCAUUACUUGAUCAACCUCAGCCAAGGCAUUGGGUAUGAGGUUGUCGCUAUAGCAGCGAGAAAUGAAAAAUCUUGUGUUACUGUUACGCAGACCAACUUUGCAUCAUUUAUAUGGUGUUUUACAAUGCACAGCACCGCCCUCUUGGUCUAUGGACUGCUAGUGAACUUGCGUUAUAAUGGCAGAGCCACCGGGUUGUAUCACGCCGGCUGGAUGUUCACAGCCGCCGCCUGGUUCCUCACGUGCCGGGGUGCGGACGAGCCUUGGACUGACACCUUCGCCAAGAUACCGCUGCGGUUGUGUUUCACCAUAUGCCGAAUCUUUCUGAUGUGUGCCGUCGCCAUGGACGGGCUGGUCAACGUCGCCAUUUUGUACCUGAGCGCCAAAGCAGCGGGAUAUCUCGCCCUGGUCGGGGAGUUAGUCUACAAGAAUCUCAGAAGGAAUGUGCGUCUUUGGGGCGACGUCGUGGACCGGUAUUUCUUCGACAAGAAUUUGGAGAUGAGCUACCAAGGGAGCGAGAGCGUCGUCUGCUGCGGUUGGGCCAUUUGGUGUCACGUCUGCCGGCCCUCCGAGCAUAGCCUCGCCCUGCUCGUCGCUGUGUUGCUGUGCCAGGCUGCUGGGAUGAUUUACCUGAACUUCGUGAGAAGGUUUCUGAAAGAGCCCAUGAAGAAUCCUGUGCGCAUCCUUAUGAUGGCGAAGGACAGACUGAAUGCAGCGGAGAAAAGUAUCUGAUAUAUUUAAAGAAAAUUCGUGUGUCUUCAUAUUUGCUUCCUUAGUUGUGCAGUGUGCGCAAGGUACAAAGAUAACUACAUUGUCAGUAAGUAUGGAAUUGUACAUUAGAACUCUUAUACUCUUUAGCAGAUUAAUACUUUUUAUCACCCAAGGAAUAUCGGCAAACUUUCCUUUGGAAUGUAAAUAGGUCUUAUCACGACUAGAGUGCAUUAACGAGCAAUGGCCAGUUACACAAAGGCCCGAUGUGGCCAAGCUUAACUCCCGUCGUAAAUAAAGAUUGUUCAGAAUGCACAAUCAUUAGGUCUCAGCAUGUUUCCGUAUCGCGUUAUUUUACCCUUUUCUUCGAUUACGUUUCCAUUAUGAUUUUAGUUAUUUAAAACAGUAGAUUAAGCAUCUUAUGGUCACUUGAUAGGUAUUUUCAUGUAAUAGAAUAUAUAAGUAUUUUUAUGUAAUAGAAUAUAUAAGUAUUUUCAUGUAAUAGAAAAUAUAAGUAUUUUAUG
This is a messenger RNA of Penaeus indicus, 2113 nucleotides long. RefSeq lists its product as uncharacterized. Lineage: Eukaryota; Metazoa; Arthropoda; Malacostraca; Decapoda; Penaeidae. The transcript has 6 exons. Bases 120 to 1613 code for a protein of 497 amino acids. The record is from RefSeq and is a predicted model, not a curated record.